Episyrphus balteatus (marmalade hoverfly) is the source of this 4196-nucleotide messenger RNA. RefSeq names its product probable multidrug resistance-associated protein lethal(2)03659. Gene Ontology annotation, molecular function: ATP binding; ATP hydrolysis activity; ABC-type transporter activity. Gene Ontology annotation, biological process: transmembrane transport. The transcript has 7 exons. Lineage: Eukaryota; Metazoa; Arthropoda; Insecta; Diptera; Syrphidae. Gene Ontology annotation, cellular component: membrane. The record is from RefSeq and is a predicted model, not a curated record. Bases 161 to 4057 code for a protein of 1298 amino acids.
CAAUCAAACUGAGUUAAGUUUUUUUUUUGAAAUUAAAUUUUCAAAUGUUCGGUUAGUGUCAUUCGAUGUGGUGGCUACUUAGGAGAUAAUUACAGAAUAAAAAUCAAAGAGCUUAUAAGCCCCUUAGUGAUUAAAGAAAUCGAAAUAAAUAAAGUGAAUAAUGAAUCGUUCAAGAAGAAAUAUUAAAAGACCACCUAAUCCAAUUUUAGAAGCAAAUAUAUUUUCAAAAUGGAGUUUCUGGUGGCUUCAUAAAAUCUUUAAAAAAGGUCUGCGUGACAAACUUGAAUUAGAAGAUCUUUAUGAGCACAAACCCAGCCUCGAUAGUACAACCACAACAAAUGGCCUCAUCAGAUAUUGGGAAGAAGAAAUGAAGAAACCCAAACCCAGCUUAUUGCGAAUGAUAUUUCGAGCAUAUGGUUGGUCCUUUGUGCCGAUAUGUGUACUAUACUCUAUUUUAGAAAUCUCAGUUAGUUCAUUACAACCAUUAUUCCUUGGUGGUUUAAUAUCACAUUUCUCCGAAACCAAACCGGAUGUUUCUGAAAAACAAGCCUACUUCUAUGCCACUGGCAUCGUUUUAUGUUCCUUAACUACAACACUUGCAUUUCAUCCAUUUAUGUUUUACAUAUUCGAAGUAGGAGUGAAAAUUCGACUUGCCUGCUCUGGAUUAGUCUAUAGAAAAUGUCUUCGAUCUUCGAUUACAGCUUAUAACGAUGGACUUAGUAGUCAAGCUAUUAUCCUCCUAUCAAAUGAUCUCAGUCAGCUAGAUUUAGGAUUCUAUUUCUUCCACGACCUUUGGAAGGGUCCCAUCGAAGCUGUCAUAUUUGGCUAUCUUAUGUACAAGGAAAUUGGUUGGCCAGCUUUAGUAGGAAUUGGAUUUCUUGCUUUAUUCAUUCCGCUGCAAAUUUGGUCUGCCAAAGUAGUUGCCCAUUACAGAAGUGAAACCGCAAAGAAUGCUGAUAUUCGAGUAAAAUUCAUGAAUGAAAUUGUUCAUGCAAUUCAAGUGAUCAAGAUGUAUGCUUGGGAGAAGUCAUUCGCUAGACUUGUAAGUGCUGUACGAAAAACUGAGUUAAAAGCUAUAAGAGGUAUGAUGGUGGUCGAUGCGGCUCUUCAAUGUACCACAAUGGUUUCAAACUUUGCUUUAUUUUUGUGUCUGGUGACUUAUGUCUUCACUGGAAGUGUAAUUACUUCAAAGAAAGUCUUCAUUUUAUCGUCGUUCUUUGAAGCAUUAGACGACUCACUUUUACACUUUUGGCCUUUAGCAUUGACAACUUGGGCUGAAAUAUUGGUUAUUUCCAAAAGAGCUGUACACUUUCUUUUGCAAAGUGAAGAUCCAGCCGAUGGAGGUAUUGAAAAUUUUGCCUAUGAAGCUGAACAUGAUGUCGAGGUGACGAAUUUCUUUGGAAGAAUUCACAAUCCUGUUGCUCUCAAAAAAGGACUUGUAGUUCAUAAUCUUCAUGCAAGUUGGGAUAAAGGUGACAGCCCUAGGGAACAUGUUAGUGGAUGUAGUUUCCAAGUUCAGGAAAAUGAAUUCUUGGGAAUUAUUGGAAGUAUUGGUUCUGGCAAGUCCAGUCUGCUCAAUGCUAUUUUAGGUGAGCUUGAAGUUAUCGUGGGGAAUAUAGAAGUCAACGGUAUUCUGAGUUAUUCUCCACAAGAACCUUGGAUAUUCGAGGGCAGUAUCCGAGAUAAUAUAAUAUUUAUCGAAAAAUUUAACGAAGAACGUUAUAAAGAGGUUGUUAAGGUUUGUGCUCUCCAAAGAGAUAUUGAUGCCUUCCGCUAUGGAGAUUCAACUAUUAUUGGCGAACGAGGAGUGAGUUUAAGUGGUGGUCAGAAGGCUAGAAUAAGCUUAGCUAGAGCUAUUUACAAGAAAGCAGAUAUCUAUCUCUUGGAUGAUCCCCUCUCUGCUGUAGAUUCAUAUGUUGGAAAGAAUAUUCUUGAAAAAUGCAUUUUGAAAUUUUUAGAUUCGAAAAUUCGUAUUUUGGUAACUCAUCAUUCGAGACACUUAAAAGACACUACCCACAUGAUUAUAAUGGAAAAUGGAAGCAUUCAGAGCCAAGGUCAAUAUCACGCUUUGAAGAAGCAGAUUUAUCAUGGCUUCGCACCCCAUGCAGAUGUAGAAGAAAUGAAUCUUCUUCAAAGAAAUGAGAGUAUUUUAGAGACAAAAAGACCGGAUAAGGUGCAACUUAUCGAUAAAGGUUUUGACAGAAAGGAACAAAAAGCUCAGGGAUCAGUUAAAGUAUCAACAUAUUUCGAGUAUUUUCGAACUCUUGGCAAUUCUACACUUAUUGGAUUUGUGUUGCUGUUGUUUAUUGCUUCUAGAUGUCAGUUAUCGGGUUUGGAUAUUUUUGUAUCGAAAUGGGCAACUUGGGAAGAGGAACUGCCAUUAAAAACAACAAAAGAAGAGUCAUUAAAUACUGUACCAUUUGAUCGAGAACGGAAACGCAAAGUUAUUCUUUAUUCGAUUUUGAUAGUUUUCACUUUGAUUUUCUACAUAAUGCGUACUUAUGGAUUUUUUAAAGUCUGUCAUAGAAUUUCUUUUAAACUUCAUCAGAGAUUAUUCAAUGGAAUUAUAAGGACUUCUAUGUACUUUUUCAAUACCAAUUCAUCUGGGAGGAUAAUUAAUCGGUUUGCAAAUGAUAUGAAUAUUGUGGAUGUGCAAAUGCCGCUGACAUUGUUGGAUGUUUUGGAGUUUCUUACAUAUUCAAUGUCUGUAAUUGUGGUAGUAGCAAUAGCAAACUAUUGGCUUUUCCUCCCAGCUCUGGUUCUAGUUGGCCUGCUUUAUUUAGGUCGUCAAUUGUACAUCGGGGCAAGUAGAAGUCUUAAACGAAUGGAAAGCAUGUCACGAAGUCCAGUUUAUUCGCACACAAAUCAAACCUUCCAUGGACUUACAACAAUUCGAGCAAUGAAUGCCACGAAAAUAGUUGAAGCAGAGUUUCAUAGUUUUCAAAAUGCCAAUACAUCAGCUUUAUACCUUUUUACAGCCACUAAUCGGGCUUUUGCCUUUUGGACGGAUAUAUUCUGCGUUCUGUAUACUUUGACGGUAACUUUUAGUUUUCUAGUCUUGGAUUUUGACUUUGCAAGUGGAGAUGUUGGCUUAGCUAUUACACAAUCCAUGUCUUUGGUAGUUGUUUGUCAAUGGGGAAUGCGACAAACUGCUGAAUUAGAAAACCAGAUGACUAGUGUCGAGCGUAUAAUUGAAUAUGCCGAUUUACCCUCUGAGCCACCUUUGGAAUCAGAUGCAAAGCAUAAACCAGAUAAAACAUGGCCUCAAGAUGGCCGAAUUGAUUUUAUCGAUGCGAAAUUGAAAUAUGCAGAAAAGGGAGAUUAUAUCUUAAAGGGUUUGACAUUUACCAUCAAUCCUCGAGAAAAGAUUGGAAUUGUUGGACGAACGGGUGCUGGGAAAUCUUCAAUUAUUCAAGCCAUGUUUCGAUUGGCAUACACAGAAGGCAUCAUUAAAAUUGAUGGACACGAUGUGUGUCAAUUGGGAUUGCAUGAUUUGAGGAGUAGAAUCUCAAUAAUUCCACAAGAUCCGGUAUUGUUUUCGGGAACAAUACGUUACAAUUUGGAUCCGUUUCAUAAGAAAACCGAAGAAGACAUGUGGCGUGCUCUAUCUGAGGUGGAGAUGAAAUCUUAUGUAUCAUCUCUGGAGGGUGGACUGAGUUUUAUUGUCCAUGAUGGUGGUUCAAACUUUAGCAUGGGCCAGAGGCAGUUGAUUUGCUUGGCUAGAGCAAUUUUGAGACACAACAAAGUUCUGAUUUUAGAUGAGGCAACUGCCAGUGUUGAUCCAAAAACUGAUAUGCAAAUUCAAGCUGCAAUUCGAAGAAAAUUUAUUGAUUGUACAGUUUUGACAAUUGCUCACCGCUUACAUACGGUUAUGAGAAGUGAUAGAGUGUUGGUGAUGGAUGGAGGCAAAGUUAUCGAAAUGGGUCACGCUAAUGAGUUGUUACAGGACAGCAAAGGUCAAUUUUACAAUUUGGUUGAACAAACUGGCUAUCCAACAUCGAAACUUUUGCGACAGCUAGCCGUAGAAAGUUAUAAUGAUUUGUCAGCUAUAAAAUAACUGAAUUCUAUUAAACAGGGAUUAAGUGUAGUUUUUAAUUAUAAUUUAAGUAAAAUUUUAUGUUUUAAUUGAAAAUGAUUCCUAUUAUUUUUAAGAUAUUUUUUUUUAAUUUGUUAAAUGUGUAAUAAAGAUUUCUAUA